Molecule: messenger RNA, 553 nt
Organism: Amphimedon queenslandica
Lineage: Eukaryota; Metazoa; Porifera; Demospongiae; Haplosclerida; Niphatidae
Product: O-methyltransferase 7-like
Exons: 3
Coding region: 69-464 (131 amino acids)
Molecular function (GO): O-methyltransferase activity
Source: RefSeq, a predicted model, not a curated record
GCAUGGUUGGUCUUUAAAAUCUUUUGUUUUUUCUCUCUUUUUAAUUUAUCAGAGAUUAUGUGAAAGGUAUGAAUGUUGAGGAACACAUUUCACUUGUGUCUGGUAAUUUUACUGACAAGCUUCCACAAUUUGAUUGUAAUUGUUAUAUUUUAAAGGAUAUUCUACAGAAUUGGUCAGAUGAAGAUGCUCUGCUGAUAUUAUCUAAAGUUGAAUCAGUUGCUAAGAGAAAUAAGAGUCGUCUUGUGAUUAUUGAGAACAUGAUGCACACUGGCCACCAUGCAGAAGAGAAGUUAAAGUCAUUUCUUGAUCUCACAAUGAUGUCAUUCAAUCCGUCACAUUCUCAUCUCCGUACAGUUGAUGAAUUGUUCUUUCUUCUUCAAUCAACAGGUUUCACAGACCCACAGCUUUACUUCACUUGUACUACCUACAACAUCAUUGAAACCUAUCCUAAAACUAAUCAGUGAUGGGUGGAGUAGAGGUGUGGCUUCAAAUCAUAUACCAUAUGGAGAUAUUCUUAAUACAAUGAAAUGAUCAUUAAUGUACAUGUGUUAUC